Molecule: messenger RNA, 1722 nt
Organism: Anopheles marshallii
Lineage: Eukaryota; Metazoa; Arthropoda; Insecta; Diptera; Culicidae
Gene: numb
Product: protein numb
Exons: 3
Coding region: 1-1722 (573 amino acids)
Source: RefSeq, a predicted model, not a curated record
AUGGGUAAUUCCAAUUCAUCGCACGAACCGCUGGAGCGCGGGUUUACCCGCGGCACGUAUGGAGAUGUAAAAAACACGAAAUCAGCCUCAUUUCGACAAAGUAAACGAUCACCAAAGAAGAUGGAUCGACUGCGCAAAUCAUUCCGCGACUCAUUUCGUCGACGCAAGGACCGUGUUCCGGAGGCAGCAAAACCUCAUCAAUGGCAAUCGGAUGAACAUGCGGUACGUUCGGCUACGUGCACCUUUUCGGUGAAGUACUUGGGAUGCGUAGAAGUAUUCGAAUCUCGUGGGAUGCAGGUGUGCGAGGAGGCAUUGAAGGUGUUACGAAACUCGAGGAGACGUGCAAUACGGGCUCAGCUGCAUGUUAGCGGUGAUGGGCUCCGCGUAGUUGAGGAUGACACGAAGGGGCUGAUUGUUGAUCAAACCAUCGAAAAAGUCUCGUUCUGUGCGCCGGAUCGUAAUCAUGAACGAGGCUUCAGUUACAUAUGUCGCGAUGGUACGACGCGUCGUUGGAUGUGUCACGGGUUUCUGGCCACUAAAGAUUCCGGCGAACGGCUUUCCCAUGCGGUGGGUUGCGCGUUUGCCGUGUGCUUGGAGCGCAAGCAGCGCCGUGAUAAAGAGUGCGGUGUGACGAUGACGUUUGACAUGAAAAACUCCACCUUUACCCGUACCGGAUCGUUUAGGCAGCAGACGAUGACGGAACGGUUGGCAGGUGCCACGGAUACGGCGGUAGUGGCCCCGCAACAGAACAAUAACGCCCCGAAACCAUAUAAUCCGUUCGCAAUCGAGCGGCCACACGCGACACCCUCGAUGCUGGAACGUCAAGGAAGUUUCCGUGGAUUUACGCAGAUAGGGUCGGCCUCUCCAUUCAAACGUCAGAUGUCGUUGCGAAUAAACGAUCUUCCGUCCAAUGCAGAACGGCAGCGCGCGUUCCUCGAACCGGGUACACCACAGCGCACGACUGUUUCGCCCAUACCGGAAGUGUCCCCACAGCCGACGGACACUGUCAGUCAGCUGUGCCAGGAACUGAGCCAAGGGCUGUCACUGCUUACCAAAAACGAUUCGGAUGAUUUCUAUCUGAACAAAGAGCUGCAACUAAAAUCGUCUGUUACAACCGCUACUACGAACAUCACUUCUAGCACACUGGCGUCCAAUUCUGCCACCGCUGUCAGCAGUUACGUUCCUGGGCUGCUUGCCAGAAAUGGUCCGAGUGAUAUUGCUCCUCCAGCAUUACCAUCCCUGUCGGUAGUGCCUACGAUCCCUCCACGAUCCAUAUCCCCGCUAAACAAGCAGCAAACACUGGACUUAUCGGCUCUUGGUAGCAGUGCAAGUAGCAACACGACUCACAGUGUUAGUAGUAUUGGAAGUAGCAUUAAUAGUAAUACAACCGCAGCAACUAUCCCUGCUAGCGGUGGUUUCCCGGGAAUGGCAGACACGAUAGUGGGUGCGUCUAGUACUUCCACCUCCUCCAGUGUAGUAGUCCCAAUCGAAACGGCAUCACUGUUGCCCAAUCCUGAACAGUGGCUAGGACAGAUCGUGAAGAAUGUUUCCCCAUCUCCACGCCGCGCACCUUCACUGCACAAUCGGGCAAAGUCACUUAAUGCAGCCGAUCCCUUCGACGCGGAAUGGGUGGCAGACGUAGCGAAGCCGGAAAUACAUAGCACGAAUCCAUUCAUUUCGCCUCCAAAACUUCCGGCACAAACGUUUCAAGUACAUCUUUAA